AUGAAGAUCUCUAUGUGUUUGACUAUUUUCGUCGCGUCGGCCGUACUAGUGGCCCACGACUGUCGGGCCGCACCCGCUCCGCCUCCGUUCACCGACGAGAAGGCAGACCGCGAGAGUCUUGACGUCAACGAAGUGGGACCGGCCGAGGAGGACUGGAAGCUGUACACCCGGUUGACCAAGACCAUGUCGCACGAUCCGUCGGACGCUGACAAGACUCGCGAGCUGCUGAAGGAGAUCGAAGAGUACUCUCGGCUGGUCACGCCCGCCGAAGCGCUGACCACGACCGACGUCCCCGCCGACGCCACUACGGACCUGCCGGACUCGGCGGACUCGGCGGACGUCACCGAAACGGAUCAAGCGUCGUCCGACUGGUUCGCCUCGACGUGGAGGAACAUGAACCGGAACGACGACGACGACGAUGGGCCUCGAAUGGGCAGGCAAGACGACGGCAACGUGGAAGACAUCAUCAGAAAGAUUUCCAACGACUUGAAGAAACUGUACGUCAAGAUCAAGCAAGUGAUUACGGUGGUGAAAAACUGGGUCAACCACGCUAAGGGUUCAACAAGUGAAUUUGAUGGAUACCCAAUGUCUGCAAGUGCUUCUGAAUCGGAUGGAGUUUUUGUAAUUCCCGAUCCUCUAAUUGGGGAUAUAGAUAAGUCUAAUAAAUACAUAUUGCCCAUAAAUGAGGAUUAA
Molecule: messenger RNA, 693 nt
Organism: Macrosiphum euphorbiae (potato aphid)
Lineage: Eukaryota; Metazoa; Arthropoda; Insecta; Hemiptera; Aphididae
Source: the annotation of a GenBank genome assembly